This is a messenger RNA of Rhineura floridana, 6350 nucleotides long. RefSeq names its product zinc finger protein 1-like. The record is from RefSeq and is a predicted model, not a curated record. The transcript is spliced from 9 exons. Gene Ontology annotation, biological process: regulation of transcription by RNA polymerase II. Gene Ontology annotation, molecular function: RNA polymerase II cis-regulatory region sequence-specific DNA binding; DNA-binding transcription factor activity. Lineage: Eukaryota; Metazoa; Chordata; Lepidosauria; Squamata; Rhineuridae. Bases 318 to 2543 code for a protein of 741 amino acids.
UCUUCUAGGAAGGAGGGUUGCAAACUGUUUUAAGUCACUUCCUGCUUUUCAUCGCUCCCUUUCCCCCCCCCAAACCUCCUAAGCAGCCCCACUGUGGGGGGGAAUCCCAAUGUGGGGUGUCCAUGGCUGGGCAGGAUCUGGAUAAGGCCCUCUGGCAAGCUGGGAUCACCCAGUUUUGCCUUUCUGGUGAUUGUGUCAUACUGUAGUUGGGCAGAACAACAGUCUGUUGACUUUUGUGGGGCUACAACGUAGCGUGCGACCUCCUCUCCCCCCCCCAACAUACAGGCUGUCUUUGCCCUGGAAAAAAAAAAGAGAGGAUGAGGGCAGACCAAGGGGAUCCAUUGGCCAUGGGCCUGCAGUUGGAGGCUACACUAGAGCAUGAAGUGAAGACUGAAGAAGAGCAUGAUGUGGUCGGCCGUGAAGCAGCAGGAAUGGGCCCUCCUCCCACCCAGGCCGGAAGUAGCAGAGGAUGCUGGGAAAGAAAUGGAGCCACAGUUGCCCUGAGUGAGGAGGAUAUCAUCUGCUUAGAUGGGCCGCAGCAUCGGAUGCUGAAUUUGGCUUGGCCCCCAAAGGACCAGUCCCUGACCAAAGAAAUGCAGAACUUGGUGAAGGAAAGCAGCAUGGAGUCCUGCGCUCCAGCCACCGACCUGGCCAAAGAUUUCCUACCGGAGAAGCCAGAAGAAGAGGAUCAGGCACCAUUUGUGGGUGUGGCUGUUGAUUUCCCCGAGGCAAGAGCUCCAUCAUACACUUGGCUGAGGCCGCUGUUCAGGGCGAUUGAGCAAGACAGCGACACAGACUCCGCUGAUAGAGGAACAAAUCCUGAGACAGAUUGUGGGUCAUCUCCAUUUUGUGCUGAAGCAGAAACAGCUGCUAUGAAUUUAGAUCAGGAGUCUGUGACCUUUGAGGAAGUGGCUGUGCGUUUCACCGAGGGGGAGUGGGGCCUGCUGGACCCAGGCCAGAGAGCUCUCUACAGGGAGGUCAUGGUGGAGAAUUACGGGAAUGUAGCCUCUCUGGAAGGACCUCCAGUUCCAAAACCCGAUCUCAUCUCUUGGUUGGAAGAAAAGGAAGAGAUACUUGACCAGAGCUCUGAAGGAGAGAGUGCAACAGCAGGUGACGCCUGGGCAAGCGAAUGCAACGGGGGACCGGUUGAGAUGGCGCCGAAAGGCAGCGAGGGCGAAGAGGCGGAGGAGAAUGUUGGGAGUCAAAAAGGAGCAAAGAUGCAGGAGGGAAACCAGCUGACAGAGACAUGGCAGGUGGAACUGGCAGAUAUCAGCACAGAGCACUCUCAAGAGGAAGGCCUUGUGUCAGGAGAGUCACUCGAGGCUCAACCAGGAGGAUCCCAAGAUAGUAUUUCUUUUAUGACUGAGGUGGCAGAGAGUGAUGGCUGGGAGAGCGAGAGUGAAUGGGAACCAUAUGAAGUAUUAUCGGAAGAUACAGAGGACGAAGAUAAUUUUGGAAAUCAAGAAGGACUAGAGAGAAAUGGGGAAGACCAAACAGGAGACUGGCGAAAUAAACCCAAUUGCCAGGGCAGCGACUUCAGUGGAAUGCCAGCUCCACAAAAAGUAUACAAAGGGAAGAGGAAGAACCAGUGCAAGGUUUGUGGAAAGAGCUUCACUCGUAAAGCGAGCCUUAAAGUACAUCAAAGAAUCCACACGGGGGAGAAGCCCUACAAGUGCACAGUCUGUAGCAAAGGAUUUUGUGAUAAAACCAGCUUUCUUAGACAUCAGAGAAUCCACACAGGAGAGAAACCAUACAAAUGCCCAGAGUGUGGGAAGAGCUUUAACCGGACCACAAAUCUUAUUACACAUCAAAAAACCCAUGUAGAAACCAGAGAGAAAACCUUUCACUGCUCAAGCUGUAGCAAGAGCUUUUACAACAAGUAUAGUCUUAAGACACACUGGCGAAGCCACACUGGCGAAAAACCGUAUAAAUGCUCCAGCUGUAGCAAGAGCUUCUGUGAUAAAUCAAAUCUUGAGGCUCAUUGGCGAGUGCACACAGGGGAGAGGCCGUUUGAAUGCACUGAAUGUGGAAAGAGCUUCAGUGAUCGCAGGACCCUCCUUAGACAUCAGAGAAUCCAUACCGGGGAAAAGCCAUAUAAAUGCACGGAAUGUGGGAAGAGUUUCAAUGAUCUCGCCACGCUGCUCAGACACCAAAAAAUCCACACAGGUGAAAAGCCGUAUAGAUGCACCGAGUGUGGGAAAAGCUUUAACCAGAGCUCACAUCUCAUCAGGCAUCAGAACACACAUGACACACAACGCCGCAAAAGCAGUUCACGGAAGGCAAAAGCUGCGGUUGGAACCAACAUCUUUUUGGACAUCACACAAAGUUUCACACCAGAGAGCAUUAGCUUCACGCAAGAGAACUAUUAUGGAUACACACACCCGGCAGAAACCUUUCAUUGGCCACUUACAUCUUACACAUCCUCCACAAAUGCAGGAGAAGGAGGCAUGCCAAACUUGUGGACUAUCGAGGAGACUUCUGUCGGAGAUCAAGCCAUCCUAGUUAUGAAAGAAUUAACUGAGGACAGGACCUUAACGCUGUGAAUGCUCAGGGCAUGGAAGAAGUUUCAUCUGGGCCUACACCCAUCAGGAAGUAUCAUCCAGUCAUGCAAGGAAGCCAUACCGAUCUUUUAUACUGUCUUAAAAAUGAGCAUGUUUCCAAGAGUAGAUGUACUGAAUCAAAUUGGAUGGCAGGGACUGGCAACAGCUUCAUCUGGAAGAAAGCAAGGAUCUCUAGAAAGGGCGAUGUUAGCUCUACUUAUGCAGGGAAGAGCUCUUGUACUUCACAACUCCACCCACUUCCUACUUCACUCACAGCAGAUAUCUAUAAUUAGUGAAGAGAGAACGGAUUCUCAAAGAUUACAUUUUAGGAUGUAUGCCUUGGGAAAGAGAAAGAGACAGAUCAUUCAGCAUGGUGUUUUGGAUGCCCUUCGAUUAUAGGUUCAGACCCAGGUGUUGUUUUCCUCUUUAAAAUAAGUCAUCAGUCUCUACUCCUGGACUAGAUGGAAGCAUAAUAAUUUAAUGAGAUUCAGCAACUUAAUGAGCAGCACAGAAAUUCUGGCUCUGGAAGAACAAAUUACAAUCAGGGUCGUCUAAAAACACCUUUGCCUUCCCCCAUCUUUCAAACUUGUUCAUUAUUUAACUUGGUGGGGGAAGUAAAAUUGGACACUGACCUUUCUGUGACUUGCUCUGACCAACAUCAAAUUUUAAAGGGGAUGUUUUAAAAGGGGUUAGUUGUCUCUUGGUAUUGGUUAGAUGAAAAUGUAGGCUCACCUUUUGUCAGCUGAUUAUAUAGCUCUGCCAUAGCAAAGAUCUAAAGGUGGAAGGAAGGGGAUAAUCAGAAAAGCAUGUCAUUUCCCACACUUCUAACAUGCUUAAAAAAGAAAUUCUUUUCAAAGUGGCAUUUCAGUGGAGGGCAUGCAGAAACACGCAGGUUAGAGUCACACACCAUGUUGGAGAUUCACACAGUGUUGGGUUGCAAGAGAGUUCAGCCUGUUUGGGGUUUUGUUUUGUUGAUUGAAGGCAAUUGCAAUGAUAAAAUCACAAAAGCAACUGGACAUCCAGCUCUUUUAAAUGUUGAGUUACAAAUGAUAUAAUCUCUGGAAUUUCAAGCAUGCAAUGGAAGUGCUCAGAUGGGGUAAUGAUGGUUAAUGCGUUCCUCUGAAAUCUGGAAACACCAACAUCUCUCAUUCUGAGAAUGUGUUCCUAUCGAUUCAGUUUCGGAUAAAGAUAGCCUCUGAAAAUGGCCCGCCAAAAUCGUGAGCCAUGGUGCAAUUCGGGGCUGUAAAACCUGUGGCCCUCCAGAUGUUGGUACACUACAUCUUAAUUGCAUUUCCUAUAUGUACUCGCAUGUUUGAUGUUUCUUAAAAAAAAAUAUCUGCCACCAUUCAACGCAAGGGUUCAGCAUGCUACAGCCCAUUUAUUUCCAUAAGUCUCUGUGUGCUUUAAAUGUAAGCCUCAAAAAUCAUAAUUUUUAAAAGGAGAUUUUUUAGGCUGCAACCCUAUGCAAAAUGACAAGGGUUUAAAUCCUCUUGAAAUCAGAAGGCCUUACUUCCAAGUAAACAUAUUUUAAGACUGCACUUAGAUCAGCCCUGUAUUUUAACAACUCGCUUGGUCACCACAGGAGUGGAAAUUCCAUGCAGGAUAUUCCAUGAGUAGAUUGGUGGAAGGGCUGCUCACUCCAUUCCUCCUCUGGUAGCCUUGUAGGGUCCAUGCUACCCAUAAGGAAAAGAAAGUCCUCUUCUUGACGGCACAGAAAUGCAGCAUGCUGAUGGAAAAGGGUGGACAGAUCAUCCUUUUCCCUCAUCCACCAGUCCACUUGGUAGAAUGAAGGGUGUUUUUUUAAACAGCUCACUAAGAGGCUGGUAGCCUGAGUUUUCGUGUGGGCCAUGGACAAGAGGGCCUGCAGGCAAGUAUCUUUUGUGAGCUUAUUUACAGGAUGACAUAGACUCUUGGCUUGGUCAGAGGUCAAACAAAAGAAGAUGGAAAUAUCCAUAAUUCAGGGAGCAAAGGUUCCUUAGUGGAAGCAAAACAGUCGCUCCUCCACAGAAGUCCGUUGCUCAAAGAAAUGUAACAAAGGAGGGAAAUUUCUUUUCUUUUUGUGAAUGGGUUACUGCAGAGCAGGAAUCCAAAAUUCUUCCAAAUGAUACAGCGAAAUUCCAACAAAAAAGCGAAGUCUAAAAAGACUUCAGUUCAAAGCUGGUGCUCUGGCUCUCAAUCAGUGAGCAAUUGUGGCUGGUUGGCGUGGCUUUAAAAAAAGGAAAAAGACUAUGGGCUAUUUGCGACUAUAUCAAAUAUAUGGGACGGGGGAUACAGCUCAGUUUCACUUCGGUUGGGGCACAAACACUUUGCGUACUCUAAGGCUGCGAUCGUAAACAUGCUUCUUAGGGGGUGAGUGCCACUGAACACAAUGGGACUUCUGAACAAACAUGAUUCUGUUGUAAUUGUAAUGUAGGGUAGAGACCAACAAUAAUAGUUGGGAAUGGGGUGUAGUUGGGUGCAUGGGAUGAUUUGUGAACAGCAUGGAGGGGCAGGUGAGCACACUUAAGGGCCUGGGUGGAGUAUAUUGCCUUCCACGAAUGCAUUGUGAGUUAGGCUAAGUUUUUGAAUACUGAGAUAUUAAAUUUAUAAAAAUGGUAAAACAAAAGCAUCCUGUAAUUUUUCAAAAUUGCUAUAAUGCAUAGUGUUUCUAAAAGCUUUGUAACUGUACCUCAUCUACAGGAAUUAUUAAGGUUAAAGCAGGGCGUAACCUAAAAAUCAGUUUAUUAAUAAUAAGUCUGCCCCAGUAAAUGCGGACAUUUACCAGUUAAUGACGGAGAAAGAGGGUGUGGGUUUUUUCCCCAGGUACAUGUUAUUCUUGAGAUGUAAUUGGAAUGCCAUUGGAAAUGUUACAUUUUUGUAAGGUCAUUCUCACUUACUGCUGGCACCUAGUUGCUCUUGAGACUUACUGAACAGUGUUAGAAAGGGUUGUUUUUGUUUUGGACUAUGCCGCCCUGGGCUCCUGCUGGGAGGAAGGGCGGGAUAUAAAUAAAAUAAGAAAUAAAUAAAUAAAUAAUUUGUGCCAUGAUACCAGUUUUGGAAACUGACAACCAAAUAAGUGCUAAAAGUUAUUCUUUACCUGCAAAACAUAGAAGCGAGAAAGAAAUAUGAUCAUUUACCAAUCUUGUUGGGCUCAAGAUUUACUGAUAAAUGUCAGAAUUUUCUCAGAUUGCUAUUAGAUCCCUCCCUGGUCUCUUGUGACCUUACCAUUGUCACAAAAGUCAACAUUUAUCAAGGUUUCCAAAUUGUAUCAUAUGCAUUUUAAAAUAUUUUAACCUAGAUUUUCUUAUUAUUAUCCUACUUCAUUCACAUUAUUGCUGUUUGUAUUAUGUCGAAAUCUUCUCAUUUGGUUUUUUAAAUAGUUUUUGCUGUAAAAUACUGCAGUCGGAAUACCUUACGAGUUAUCAUAACAUUAAUAUGAAAGGUGGGGAAAUAAGGAAAACUCACCACGAUCCCUAAGAGGACCUGGGCUGGGGAAGAACUUCACCUGGGCUCCAUUCUGAAAAAGCAACAUUUCCAAGGAAACUGAAUUUGCACAUGUAAAGGCCUUGGGCUGUGGCUUUGUUAAUUAUGUGUAAAUUCAUGUUUGAGAUCAUUUGAUCAGGGUCUCUCUGCAUAUUCACUAUCGCAAACAAAUGGUGGCUUCUCCAAAUUAACCCUUCUAUUUUGCCAUACUGUGUAGAGAAUUGUGUACGUGUGUGGUUUUGGGCUUUUUUAAAUAGCUGGAUGUUGUAGGUGGCUGCUUUUAUUAUGCAUGGUUGCUUUAAGAAUAUUUUAGUGUAUUGGCAAAAUGUUCUGCAAAUAAAGAAUAAU